This is a messenger RNA of Soboliphyme baturini, 297 nucleotides long. NCBI's taxonomy places the organism in Eukaryota, Metazoa, Nematoda, Enoplea, Dioctophymatida, Soboliphymatidae. The record is from the annotation of a GenBank genome assembly.
AACCAGGUCUUUUGGCAGUGCUGCCCUGAAUAUGUGCUACGUCGCACAGGGCUCUGCGGAUGCGUAUUUAGAGUUUGGAAUUCACUGUUGGGACAUCGCUGCUGCUCUGGUUAUAGUCCAAGAAGCCGGCGGUUUUGUAUGCGAUAUAACAGCACUGUACAAUACAGAAAAACAGGAAAAAAUGAAAAGUCAAAAGACCGCGCAUUAUUCGGCGCUGCCAAUUAAGGAGUGGCAAAUGAACGAGAGUGUACUGCAUUCUCCUUCAACACGCAAGCUACGCGAGCGUGGUUUCUAGCA